AUGACUAUCAUUGGAAAUCUUUCUUGUAUAAAUCAUGUUGGAUUAGGUAAUUUUUCCAAAAAAUCCUCAAACUAUUCAAAUUUUUCAAAUUCUAUUUCUUUUGGAAAAAAUCAAAACUCUGACCAAAUAAUUGAUGCUGUUCUUGGAUUAAUUAUAAGAGAUGGUGGUAUUGUUGAUGGUUUGUUUGGUAAUGGAAGUUCAUUGAAUAAAUUUUUCUCACAAUUUUUUGGAAAAUCAAUAUAUAAAAAUAGAUCACUAGGAAAUAAUACAAAAUUAUAUAAAAAAAUAAAAAAACUGUAA
This is a messenger RNA of Dictyostelium discoideum AX4, 300 nucleotides long. RefSeq lists its product as hypothetical. The coding region runs from base 1 to 300 and encodes 99 amino acids. The transcript is spliced from 4 exons. Lineage: Eukaryota; Evosea; Eumycetozoa; Dictyosteliales; Dictyosteliaceae. The record is from RefSeq and is a predicted model, not a curated record.